AUGGACGGCUAUCCUCCUGGAAGUCUCGAUCCCAGCGUGCCGUUUCUGAUCGCAUCUGGGCUCGUGGACUUGCCAACCGGCCGUUCUUCCGAAAAUCAAGACGAGGGCUCUCAGGGAACCACGUUAACAUCCGAGAUCCCGGCCGUUACAGGCGAGAAUGCAGAGGUCCUCCACAGCUAUCUGGCAAGCAUUGACGCUACCCAGCCACCAUGGUCAUUCGGGGACAAGAAGCGUCCCCCCUCUUCUACCCUGUAUCCGGAUGGCCUCAUCAACACUGAUUGGCUUCAGAAGCACCAAGAACGCGUUCCCAGUGUCUAUCUGUGCUUUUAUACGCUCACCUCGGACCAAGGCCGAGCAACGCUCCUCGACAACCAGCUCAAGACCGAUAUCAAUGCCAUCAAGGCUGAAAUUGCGAAAUCGGGCUACAAGACUAAACUAGCCGUUGCGCUCAUGAGCGAAACGGCGCCCCUACCGCAAUCCCUCACCCAGAGUAUCCAGGAACGCCUGGAAAACAUUCGCAAGGGAACUGGGCUCGAUACGGGACGGUCCAUCUUUUACAUUGCGCCUAGAGAGUCACCCGAAGAGCUUACGCAAGCUGCCGAUACGAUCCUCACGGCUCUUUACCCGCAGUCGAUAGAAUACUACCGAGAUCUAGGCCGUCAUUCAAGGAAGAAGAAGGGCCGAGGCAUCACGCCUCAACCCACCAUCCCCCACUUCCGGAACCUCCCAAACCCUUUCCUUAUCUGGUUGGCAAGUGAGAGUUUCGUCAGGAAGCUGAGGCUGCUAUGCGAGCCUACGAGCAGGCAUACGACGGGUUGCUAG
Parascedosporium putredinis is the source of this 822-nucleotide messenger RNA. NCBI's taxonomy places the organism in Eukaryota, Fungi, Ascomycota, Sordariomycetes, Microascales, Microascaceae. The record is from the annotation of a GenBank genome assembly.